GGAAACGUCAUUUCCGGUUUCUUUUUUGAACAUAGUUCCGGUUCAACAUAAAUUGACGUCUGUCAACGUUUAAUAAGAUGAAGUCAUGGGUAUUUUGAGCAGUAUACUCUCAAGGAGGGAGAAAGCUGAAGAGCUCCUUGGUGAGUGUAAGUGCAGAAAGAGGAAGUAUCGUUGUGACAGUGAUGAAGAGAAUGAAGAAGAGGAUCUGCUGAACACACCCAGGAGGAAAAAGUUAAAGAGCACUUCCAAGUAUAUUUAUCAGACUUUGUUUUUGAAUGGCGAAAACAGUGACAUAAAAAUCUGCGCUCUGGAUCAGGAAUGGAAUUUGCAUAAAAUCUACCUUUGUCAAUCUGGCUACUUUGCUAGUAUGUUUAGUGGUUCUUGGAAGGAAUCCAGCAUGAAUAAAAUAGAACUAAAGAUUCCUGACAACAACAUUGAUGUGGAAGCAUUGCAGGUUGCAUUUGGAUCAUUGUAUCGUGAUGAUGUCUUGAUAAAGCCUGGUCGAGUUAUUGCCAUUCUAGCUGCUGCUUGCAUGUUGCAACUGGAUGGCUUGAUUCAGCAGUGUGCCGAGACUAUGAAAGAAACAAUUGGUUCAAAAACUGUUUGCAGUUACCACACAGCUGCAGGGACCUAUGGACUAGAGAAUGUGAAGAAAAAGUGUCUAGAGUGGCUGUUAAAUAACUUGUUGACUCAUCAGAAUGUUGAUCUCUUCAAGGAACUCAGGUUAUAUUUAAUGAAACAGCUCAUCCAAUCGCCUGACUUGUUCGUCAUGCAAGUUGAAAUGGACAUCUAUACAGCACUCAAAAAGUGGGUGUUCCUUAAGCUAGUUCCUUCUUGGAGUGGGUGCAUAAAACGUCUUUUGUCAGAUGCUGAUGACUGGUUUUCCAAACGUAGGAAAGAUUCAGAGGAUAUUGCUCCAUUUUUGGAGACUGAAGAAGGAGUUCAGUUUUUGCCUGUGUUCAGGCACUUAAGAUUGCAGUACAUCAUAAAUGACUUGGCAUCUGCAAAAAUCAUUGAAAGAGAUUUAAUUCUACCUCCUGGAUGGUUAUCUUGUGCAUACAAGCAGCAGUGGUUCACAAUGCUUAGAACAGAACAGGAAGAUGAGCUUGGGCCACAGGAGCUUGAUAAAGAGGAGUUUGAGAUUUCCAGCAUGCGAUGUGGCAGAAAGCUGACAAAAGAUGGUGAUUAUUGCUGGCGAUGGACGGGAUUUAAUUUUGGCUUUGACUUGAUUGUCACCUACUCAAACCAUUGCAUUAUUUUCAAGAGAAAUACUCUGAGCCGACCAUGUGGGGGCUCUGUGAGCCUGCAGCCACAAAGGAAUAUUGCAUUCAGGUUACGCUUGGCUUCAUUCGAUAGCAGUGGGAAAGUUAUUCGCAGCAGAACAACUGGAUAUCAGAUACUUACUCUUGAGAAGGAUGAGGAGCAAGUAAUUCUGACCUUGGACAGUAGACUUCUCAUCUUCCCUUUAUACAUUUGCUGCAACUUUCAGUAUACCUCUUUGCGAAGGAGAACUGAGAAUGAGGGGUGAGACAAUUAGUGCUGACAACUGAAGCAUCAACCUUGUGAGAAACAAAUGCAACUUGUGCCUUUUCACUUCAGUGUGCCGUGCAUAUUACUAGAGAAAUAAAAGGAUCUACGGAUGAAUAUCGAACAUAAUUCAUCAGAAGAACAGAAAGGAACAUAUUUUAAAUUUCUUCUUUGACUUUGGAAUAAUUGUGUUUGCAGCAUUAGGUAGAACAGAUGAGAGAACACAGCGUGAUCAUUACUUCAGACAAACUUCAGUAUCACCACCACUUUUAUUCCAUUAUUUCCUUUACCUGUAUAGUAUUUUGGAUGACUGAAUUGUGAGGGAGUAAAUAUCCCAUUAUUGUAAAUUUCAAGAGAUUGCCAAAGAAACACGGGUAUCAAACUCAGGAAGAAUUCUUAUUGAACAUUUUUUUAUAGCUGAAUGUUAAUUUAUUCAGGUAUAUAUCGGGCUUCCAUGAUUUUCUCAAAUACUGAUUUCAUCUGUCCAUGUUUUUUUUUAAUUUGGCAGAAGAACAGACUGCCCUGACACAUUGUCUGUUUUUUUUUUUUUUGUUUUUUUUUUAGAACUGUGCAGAAGUGAAGCAGUAAUGGUUUUAGUUUUUUAGUUUUGUUAUGCAAGAAGAUGAACUUGGGGCAUUAACUUGAGGAACAAUUUUAUGUUUUUGUACAUUUUAACAUGCUUCAUUUUUAAUUUUGUAACUAUUCUUUGUGCUUGUUUUCUGCAUUCUAUAAUUUGUACUGUUAUUCCCUGUGUAUUGUAUGCCUAGCAUAGCAGGCCCUCAAAAGAAACUCACAGACAUGAUUAGCAUGCUAAUGAGGCCACUCCCAACAUGCAGCCCAUUACAUCUUUAAACAAAUCACAAUGAGAUGCUCAUCACAGGAAUUGACACUGCAGUAUAAAUUCUUCUGCACGGCAAGUAGACAAAGGUGGAUGUUUGGCCUUACAGUCUGACAUCCAGAGCUUUAACAGAUACCCCCAGUGAAGUGAGCUCUUCCUCUGCCCCAGGCAUCAGUCUGCCUUACUUAAAAUGAGGAGCAGCUUGAGCAAUUUUCAGUUCAUUUUUGCUGCAAGAAGCUACUGGACAUAAGUCCUGUGCAGGGGACUUCCAGAGGAUGAUUAAAUACGUAGUUUGGGAGCUCUCUUUUAUAUUUAUUUUUAUACUGCAUUGAGUAGAGCUGUUGUUAGCUAAUUUGUAGUUCUGCGGUCUGUGACUUUUCUGGAAAGGCCAGUAAGUGUGCAUGCUGAAGCUGAAUUUUAUUCAAGGAUUUUCAUUCACAGUGCCUUUUUUGUUUAGGCGGGACACACCAAGUGUACAUUUCUUAGCGCUACACAACCUUUAGAUAAAAAGAAACUUGAAACUUUGGUUCAGAUGAGUCAUACUGUCAGAGGACCUUCAAGCAGUAGUCUGCAACCUCAGAAGCCUAAUAAAGUUGGUGUGACCAAAAAAUUGGCAGUGACAGAGACUGCAGGCAGAAAGUGAGAGGCCUCAAGAACCUUACCAGUCCUGCCAAGACCUGUUACUGUUGGCCUCUUUGAGGUUAUUCUUCAUGCGCCACUGAUCCUAUUCCUUUUUUAAAAUGUAUCCAUUCCUGUCUUGACCUAUCCAGAGGAAGACAGUAGGGUUAUACCGCAUGUUGCUACACAGACCUCAGAUGAGCUUUUUUUAAGACAUUUAGGAUGUCUUAAACAUCCACCCUUCCAGAAUUUUGUCCACAUCUUCUGAAACGUAAAGCUUUAGAUUUUCCUCCUGUUCUUGCUGACACUGGGCAAAAUCCAGGCCUGCUUGAUACAUGUAGUGCCCCCAUAUCAAGGUGGCUUCAGCUUUUUCCAGCUAGGUAGGCCAGAUAUGAGCCUUAAAAGUGCCAUCCCCAAUGACCUUUGAUGACAAGAGAUUCACAGAAGAAUAUACUGUGGUCUGGCAGACUAUAAAACUCUCCAGUGCCAUAAACCUUAUAUGGCAACCCCCCCCCCCCCCGUACAAAAGAGAAGGAGGGAGUCUCCCUUUCAUAGUCAUCUUAUUUGGAUAUAGGAGGGAAAUCUUUGCUUAUUUGUCCAAUAUUUCAUCAUCCAUAGGUGUAGGAUAUGGAUGACAAAGAAACUUCCUUGUGGACCCCACAUACACACCUUUGGGGAAACUAUAAACCUCAUAUGGAAGUAUUUCAUAUGGGAAUCCAAAGAGGUUUCCAGUAUAAAACAUUUCUUUGACCUUCUGAACAUGCAGGAACUCAAGCAGCAGGUAGCCCCCUCAACAGUCUUUCAAGCUUGCAAGGACACUUUUGAAUUGGGAUUCUUGACCCAGUUAUCAUCCAGCUGCUUCAAAGCAACUAGAUAGGUGUAUAAAAAGUAGGGGAUAUUUCACGUGUCCUUGGAAGCUGCAGGAGGGGGUGGGGGUCUAACCUAGAACCAAGACUUAAUGCUGCCCUUAAUGGUAAGGAGAGUAGAGUUUUAGACUGCCUUGAGAGGAAGGUAUGUACUUUCUCAGCACUGACAUUUCAAACUAUUAAUUGGCAAACUCAUGUAAUCACGUCACAUGUCAGAAUGAGAGUGUCAGGCAAAUUGAGGACAGGAUCUAAGAUAUCUUAGCUGAGUCCUUAAAGGAAAGAGUAUGCAGAUUAUGCGAGACUGCCUUCAGAGUAGGUAAGCAUGCUGUUAAAUGAAGUUACAGUGCAAUAGACUACUUCAGUGAAGAGGGCAGUAUCAGCUGGUACUGUGAUCAAAAGGCAUGCCUGGCUUACAUUUCAGACAAUCAGAGGAUUUGAUGGGGCAGUUUUUGGCUGUUACCUUGGACAGGGUUUUACUUUUUGGCCAUCUUUUAUAGAAUUAAAAAACAAAAUGGUGGAAAAUGGCAAGAUUAUGAAAUAUGUGAGCCAGUUAUUUUGCUCACCCAUCCCUAAAUACAGACAAACGAUGCCUUUUUUAUACAUGGAACAAGCCAGGGCAAACUGUUUCAAGGGAAAAGCUUGGAGAAGUGGCAGUUAACAGGAUAGGAGGAGUAGUGACAGUCCUUUCUACUUCCAUCCUCACAUUCUUUACCUCUUGGGAAGGAGACCAUCACAUUUCAUUUAGAAUUGGUUUGGCCUAACCAUCAACAAAUGGGAAAUCAAGAAGUAUGCUAAUUAAAAAUUCAGGGAGGUUCCCAAUUUCUGGGUAUGCCUCCAAUCCCUCAAUGCCAGGUUCAUCUAGUGUUCUUUGUGCUGGACCAGCUGAUUUGUUGUGGCAGAGUAAAGAAAGCUACACAAGGGAAAGCAUUCGACUCUUAGCUGUUCCUAGUUUAAGAAAUCUGCUUUAGUUCUGUUGAUAUUAAACAAAUUCCAGAAAUGAAUCCAGUUCAGGAUACAGACUCCUCGGCCUCUGUUGCCUUUGCUGAUCUCUGGGGACUUUUUGAUCACUCUUUCCUAAUGGGGUUAUAUUUCCACAUUCUCAUCACAGAUAGCACAGGCAGUAUUUAAGGUUUCCACUCUUUAGGCCAGUGCAGUGCUUGUCAGAACACCUUUCAAGUGGGCCUUCCCUGUGAUUCCAUUAAGGUGCACAUCUCGGACAUUGGUUCUUGUCUUCCACUGGAUCCUUGUGCACAUAUUUCUUAGUUAAACAGCUCAUUGAGGGAGUAUUGCAUUUGAGACCACCAAGGAAUCAUGUUAUUUUUUCAUGUGGGAGCUUAACUUUCUGAUAGGAAAACUAAUACUAGCCCCUUUUGAUCCAUGCUCCUCAGUGGCCCUCCAUUUUUUUCUGGAAAUUCUUAUUCCUAAUGGUUAUCAGUUCAGCUAGAAGAUAUCUGACUUUCAGGCCUCUAUUGGUUGAGCCUAAAAGCUAGUCCUCCUUCAUGCAUAAAGUGAUUUCUGAGCUGGCACUCAGCUGGACUAUUCAGCUUUCCACUUUUCACCCAUAUCUCCAGAGUAAAGGAGAAAGCAUAGUACAUUUGUUGUCUUUUUGUAGUCAGUUUGGGUAUUAACAUGAUUUGAAAAAAAGGUGCUCAGACAGAUCUUCUUUCUCCUGUAUGCCUAGAAAAGAGCUGUAUUGUUUCUGUUGCAACUACAGUGGAAAUCUCCUGAGAGCUACAGUCAGGGCACAUUCCAUCAGAUAACAGCCUUCUUAAAAAGUGUAUUUAUCCAAGUCAUUUGUAGGGUAGCCACUUGAGACCCUUCUUUAUACUUUCUUCAGGUAGUAGAAGCUAGUUGUGAAGUGCAAGAGUAUGGUAGGGUUAGCCACUACUGCCAUGCAGUGUGUGCUAUAAGCUCCUAUUGCCAACAGGGGAUCUAUGCUACUGCUUUGGUAUUCUCAUGUUUAAUGUUUUAUACUACAACAUGGAUAGUUGGAUAGUCCAUUUGAGUGCUAGCUCAGAAAUCACUUUAUGUAUGUAAUCAGCAUAGUAUAGUGCCAUAUCUCAUCAAGACAGUAGAUUUUAAGAGUAUUAUUACAGGCUCAUAGCCUCCUGCCUUCUUGUGCUGUUCCCCAUAUCCUUCAAUCCUGGUGCCCGAAAGGAGAUUUUACGGCUAUUGCUAAUAAAAAUGCAUGUAUGCAUGAGCUGUUUCCCGAUAAAUAAAAAUGUAUACAGCAACAGUGAUCUGUCUUUUCAGACAGCUGCACUGUCUUGGUACUAGCCUGAGAAACUAACACCAAUAUUCUUGUAAAUGCCUGUUGGUAACUGUCCUGACACAUUUUCAUCUGGCUGACAAAAUGUAAAAUUGUUAGACGUGUAGUUUUAAGUUACGUGUUUUAAGAAUUAAAUCCUCUACAUGUCUGAUUGUAGGAGAGGAGUUUAUCUCCAGCAGGAAGAGUCAGCGAAAAAUGUAAAAGUUCAUCUGUGGUUAUAAGGACUGUAAACAAAAGUAUUCACUAUUGUGAAUACACUUUAAUUGAACUAGCAGUGAGGGUGCAAAAAAGUUUUACAUUUGAAAAUAUGAAACCACGCUGUGGAGAACUUUUUGUUUUGGUAACCAGGUAUGUCAACAAAGGGGCAUAUUACAGUGGUAAUUAUUUUUAAGAUUUUAGCACCACUAAUGUAUUUUUAACAUCAUUCUUUCCUUUACCCUAUUCUUUCUUUUCUCUUUGUUGUGUUUUUAAUAGGGAUUUAUAGUUCUUUUGAUGUUCAGUAACUGCUUAAAAAGAUAACACCAUUUAUUUUGCAGAAGACUUGAAUCAUAACAGUGCAGUUCUCUUUCCCUAAUGUGAACAAGUCCUAUUGUAUUUAUUUAUUCUUUUCAUUUUAUUUGCUUCAUUGUACUUUGUGAUACUCUGAAUGUUGGCCUAACAUGAUUAUGUUGUAUUGUUUUGAAUCUUAAAUUCUGAUGUGCCUCACAUUAGAACAGGGCUAUCACUUUACAAUGUAAAGUAUUUUAGAGUUUUUAUAGUUUGUGACCAGAUGUUUUCUGGUCAAUAAAAGUUUUUAGGGCUGUUCUUAAAAUGGAGACGAUAGUGGACUCUGUAGGCUUAAGCUUCUUACUUAUAAAGGCCACAGAAUAUACUAUGCAUUGAGCUUGUGAUGUUGACAGCAAGGAGGGUGAACAAGGGUGGGGAAAUAACUUGUAGAUCAGUGUAAUCAGUAGAGUAACAACCAUUACAGUGCACUGAAACACAGAGCUGAUGUGGUGGUACCUUUUAUUGGACCAAAACAGGUAUUUACAACUACUUUAGCUUUCAGACUCUCUUGAGCCCUUCAACAUGAGCUAUUUAGUUACUGAUGUUAGAUACAUUGCUUUAAUGACCACAUUUGCUUCGAAAACAUAUUUUUUCCUUUGGUUAAGAGACAUUUUAAAAACUACCAGGCUGAGAAAAAAAUCUUUGUGAACAAGCUUCUGAAAAAAGAAAGUGAGGCAGUGUGUUUGUGUACGUGUGUGCAUAUCAACCUGAAAAAAUAGACGUCAGAGUUUGUUGCCUACCAUAAAAAUGAAGGUCCCUCUCAAGUGAUACACUAGAGGCAUAUUUUAUUUAGGAGAGGAACAAAUCAUUUGUUCAGGUCAUGUGGCUUGAAAUUUAAUGGGAAAACAAAGCAUAGUAAAUAGAAUUGUACUUAAAAAUUUUCAGCUAGAGAAAGAAAACAAAGUUAGAGCAUAUUAGUCUUUUAUUAGUCUGUCUUACCUUGAAAUCUGUAUAUGAUAUGUUUGUCAAAAAUUGUAAUAAUAGUAACGGAACUGUCAAGGGAGUAAGGUACUACUUUAGAAUAGCAAUGUGGUUGUAUACAAAUAGACUGCAUGACUGAAUAGAAAACACUAAAAGAACCAUGCUAUGAACAAGUAGUAUGCUGUAGAGAUCUAUCAUGGAGGAUAGUGAGCAAUUGCCCUGGAAUCUCUGUGUGCAUGUGUACGCAUGUAUGUAUGUAUGUAUAGCAUGUCAACAGCCUUAGCCGGAGCCUUUGAAACAUUGCUGUAACGUUAGUGUUGAAUGUUAAGACCUUACUGUCAGGUGUAUUGCUGCCAGUUUUAAAUUUAGAUCUGUAAUUUAAUAUUAACCCCUCUUUUGUAUUAGUAAAACAGGGAGCAGGUGCUAUCCAACCCCCACCAAAUGUUCAUCAUAUUCUUCACUGCUGCAGUAGCCUUAGCUAUGUGUGUUAUAUCCUGCCAAAGUUUCAGAGCACCUUCCAUGCAUCCACACUGUCAGGAAACUUGAGCUAUGGUUUGUCCUAAUUGUAAAAUUAUAAGGAAUGUUUUGUCUGCUGUUUCUUCUUAUGUGAAAAAUCUGCUUUAAGUAAUUUAGUUUAUUCUAUUGUUCAAGUCAUUACUCAGUUGUAUACAGUGUGUGUGUCACUCUGGUGAUACUUCUUCAAGGGCUAUGGCCACUGGUAUUGUUUUGUGGAGGUUUGUG
Messenger RNA from Protopterus annectens (West African lungfish), 8326 nucleotides. RefSeq names its product germ cell-less 1, spermatogenesis associated (gene GMCL1). NCBI's taxonomy places the organism in Eukaryota, Metazoa, Chordata, Ceratodontiformes, Protopteridae. The record is from RefSeq and is a predicted model, not a curated record. Bases 86 to 1528 code for a protein of 480 amino acids. Gene Ontology annotation, molecular function: protein binding. The transcript is spliced from 15 exons. Gene Ontology annotation, biological process: germ cell development.